Molecule: messenger RNA, 2653 nt
Organism: Papilio polytes (common Mormon)
Lineage: Eukaryota; Metazoa; Arthropoda; Insecta; Lepidoptera; Papilionidae
Product: probable serine/threonine-protein kinase DDB_G0280133
Exons: 12
Coding region: 87-1877 (596 amino acids)
Biological process (GO): miRNA processing
Cellular component (GO): nucleus
Molecular function (GO): mRNA binding; protein binding
Source: RefSeq, a predicted model, not a curated record
UUAAUCUGUGCUGUGCUGUAUUGUGGUGAACAUUUUGAUUUUGCGUACAUUUGUAUUUUAUUUCUAUUCGCCUAUAAUUGUUAGAGAUGAAAUCUAAAAAACGCCAUUAUUCUUCAUCAGAAGAUUCUGAUGAAUCAAAUGCUAGUGAUAAAUCUAGUAGUUCCUCAGAUAGCGAAAGUGAAGACUCCUCCGUAUCGGAGCACCGCGGCAAGAAGAAAAGAAAACGUGCCGACUCUUCAGACUCUGAUAGUAAUUCGGAUAAUCAAAAACGAUCAAAAAAACGGAAACAUAAGAAAAAGAAGAAGAAGCACGGAAAGAAAAAGAAGCGUUCAGAUUCUGCAGAUCGUGGUAACGUUGAAAGUAUAUCGUCUUUGAGUGAGGGAGAAAUAACAUCCAAAAAGAAAAGAAAACAAAAGCAUAAACAUUCAAAGCGGGCAGAGUCUUCACAAAGUGAAGAAGAUAAGCAAGAACAGCGCUUGCACAGUGUUGUUAAGGAAUGUAGACAAUCAUCCGAUGAAGGAAACCAACCUUCUCGCACAUACUAUCAAAAGGACUAUCCAAUGAGGGUUCCAGCAUCAACUGACAACUAUGAAAGACAAUGUGAAGUGCAGCGAUUCUACAGAGGCUCUAGUAAAGAACCACAAUCAUCUUAUCAAGAGUCAUAUGGUUAUGACAGAGGUCAUAAUGAAAGAGUAUAUGAUAAAAGCAGAGAAAGAUUCAGCCACAAUUCACAAUAUCCACCUAAUGCUGAAUAUAACAGAAGACCUAAGGAAUUUGAUGAAUAUAAAAGGAAUCCAAGAUAUGAAGAUCACAGACCUGAAGAAGAGUUCCCCAGACGACCCAGGGAAGAACCUUAUCAAGCAAGAGAAGAUUCAAGAGGAUACAACCGUUACAAUAAUCAUCAUUAUGACCAUAGAGGAGGUCCCAAACAACGGGAAGUGCAUGAAGUCAGGGAUUAUCGCGAAAGACGAGGUCCACCUGACAUGGAGAGAUAUCGUGAAAAAGAAUACAUGGAAAAGAAAGAGAAAUACCGUGAAGAGAGAUAUCCAGGCGAUAGGAAUCGAGAGUUCCGUCGUGAGCGGCCGCCGAGGGUUGAGAAACCAUCGUCGCCGCAUCACACAGAGCAUUCCAAAUCACGUAGUCAAGAACGCUACCGAGAGAAGAACAUAAAGGUGGAGAAUAGAGAAGAUAGAGAGGGAGGUAGAGAGGGGAGAGCAGCGAAGGAUAGAGUGGAGAAGAGAGAGAGUUCGCGCGGCGGGGAGGAGCGCAGGGAGCGUCCGCGCCCCACUGAGAACGACUCCCGCCAGAGAGACCGGAAGACCAGAUUUGCUGAUGCAGAUGACAAGAAGGAGUACGGUUGGGGGAAAACAGAAGUGAAGAAAGAAGGUCAACCUGAAGGAGAAAAGGAGAAACCUAACUUUGGUCUGUCCGGCAAGCUGACUGCCGACGCCAACACCGUUAAUGGCGUGGUUAUAAAGUACGCCGAGCCUGAUGAUGCUAAACAACCUAAACGUAGAUGGAGAUUCUAUCCGUUCAAGGGCGACAAGGCGCUGCCGAUCCUGUACAUCCACCGGCAGUCGUGCUUCCUGAUCGGGAUUUACUACUGUAUGCAAUGCGACAAUGAAAAUGUGUCCAUUCCCACAGAGUCUGCGAACGGAACAUUCGUGAACAACAAGAAGAUCGAGGCUCGUCGUUACGUGGAGCUGCUGGAGCGGGACGUGGUGAAGUUCGGCUUCUCCCAGCGCGAGUACGUGCUGCUGCACGAGAACAGCAAGGAUGAUGCGCAGGAUGACGACAACCAGGAACUGCCCGCCACCACCGACCACAUCAAACAAGAGAAGAGGAUCAAGGAGGAGGUGGCCGCUGAUGGCGAAUAAGUGACCAGCUAUAGACAAUACUAGAGUUUCUGUAGACAGAAAACUAAUUACUCUCACAAAGGGGAUUUUUAUGUACAAUUGGGGGAAUUCGCGGUAUCCCACUUACAGAUAAUUGGCCCAUUCAUAACAUCAAUACUUUUAUAAUUGAUAUUUUAGGCACAAACACAUUGGAUGUUUUGUUAUGUUUUUAGUUUUCCGUUUCCUUAAUGUGUAGAAAUAUAAUCACUAACUUUCAAGUUGGAAUACCGCUUAUUUCCGCGACUGUACUUCCUCGGUUUAUUAGAGGUCAAAUCGGCAAUACUUUAAUGUUGAUGUCUAUUUGAGCAGCGGAUCUUAUUUUAACGAUAUAUGACACUAGAAAUGUAGAAUUAUAUGACUUUCCAGUAUGGAAAUCUAUAUCACUCGGUUUCCCAAAGUAGUGUCAAAAUCACUAUCAAUACUAAUUAUUUAGUUAAAGAAUGUGGAAGGAUAGACUUUAUUAGUAAAGUUUAAGAAACCGAGAUUUUUUAUAGGAUGUACUAGUACUUGUGUAAUUAGUACAUAAUUUAAUACUAAAGCUGAAAGACUCGAAAUUAAAUUGUAUCCAGAAUUGAGUUUUUAUUUAAAAUUAAAAAUGUUAUUCCAUAUCGUAUCAGUAUAUCGUGAAAGGCUAUUUGUUUUAAGCGCCAUUAGGUUGAAUGUUCAAGAGAGCGGUUUUCAUUUGAAGAAAAAAAAAACAUAAAAGCAAAUCCUGUAAAUUAUUUCAAUUGAAAGAUUUUCAGACCGGUUCUAGGUUA